Danio rerio (zebrafish) is the source of this 1044-nucleotide messenger RNA. It is a transcript of the gene phlda1, whose product is annotated as pleckstrin homology-like domain, family A, member 1. Gene Ontology annotation, biological process: positive regulation of apoptotic process. NCBI's taxonomy places the organism in Eukaryota, Metazoa, Chordata, Actinopteri, Cypriniformes, Danionidae. Gene Ontology annotation, molecular function: phosphatidylinositol phosphate binding. The record is from RefSeq and is marked provisional. Gene Ontology annotation, cellular component: cytoplasm.
AGAUCGUUCGUCCGUCCGCACACACACACCCAUCAGCACCCACUGCUAUCCCCCGCAGCCAGUGUGUGUUUGAUGCGCGGUCGCAGGCCAUGCUGGAGUCCGGCGUGCUGAAGGAGGGCGCGCUGGAGAAGCGCAGUGAUGGACUGCUGCAGCUCUGGAAGAAGAAGCGUUGCGUGCUCACGGAGGACGGACUGGUGCUGCACCCGCACAAACACCACCAUCAGCACCAACACCAGCAGCAGCACGACACCGGCUGCAAGGUGAAGGAGCUGCACUUCGCCAACAUGAAGACGGUGGACUGCGUGGAGCGCAAGGGGAAGUAUGUGUACUUCACUGUGGUGAUGUCCGAGGGCCGCGAGAUCGACUUCAGGUGCCUGCAGGACGAGGGCUGGAACGCGGAGAUCACGCUGCGGAUGGUGCAGUACAAAAACCGGCAGGCGAUCCUUGCCGUCAAGUCGAGCCGGCAGAAGCAGCAGCAGUUGCUGGUGGUGUCCGCGCAGAAGAUGGUGCGGAGCGCGCAGUAGGAGCCGGAGAACCUCGCUGGAGACCGGGCUGCAGCUGGAGGACGCGCCGCGGUGUCACCUUGCGCUCCGGGACGCGCUUUUGCAUUGAAGCACAUCGCUGCUCGGUUAACGUCAUGCACUGAAUGACAUGAUUAGCUGGAUUUACAAAAAAAAACAAACAAAAAAAAAAAGAAUAGGGUAAGUGGUUGCAAACAAUUGAUAUUAGCUGCAUUCAAACACAUGAGUUAAAUUUCGUAAUGUUCAACUUGAUUUGUUUAAAUUCAGCCCAGAUUAAUUGUUUGCAACCACUUGCCUUGAAAUUGAGUUUAUCCAACGAGUAAUUGACAUCAGUGUGCGCUCUGGGACGCGCUCAGACGCUCUUCAUGCAUUGAAGCACAUCGCUGCUCUGGUAGCGUCAUGUAUGAGUGGAGAUUUCGGCGGAGGGAGACCGGGGCAAGCUAUCGAGGAUUUCAGGAAGAUGUCCAUUUGCAUGCGUUGUCAUGUGUCCUGGCGUUGGUUAUGCGUGAUGCACUGAAAAAAA